Messenger RNA from Cyprinus carpio (common carp), 5591 nucleotides. RefSeq names its product slit homolog 1b (Drosophila) (gene slit1b). The record is from RefSeq and is a predicted model, not a curated record. Gene Ontology annotation, biological process: negative chemotaxis; axon guidance. NCBI's taxonomy places the organism in Eukaryota, Metazoa, Chordata, Actinopteri, Cypriniformes, Cyprinidae. Gene Ontology annotation, molecular function: heparin binding; calcium ion binding; Roundabout binding. The transcript is spliced from 37 exons.
AGAGAGAGAGAGAGAGAGAGAGGAUCACUGUAGAAAGACAAGCACCACAUAAAGACCAGACAAAAAAACAACCUGGAGAGAAGAAAAUAACAAGUUCUGUUAUUCCUGAGGGAACUGAGGUCUGUUAGCUUUACUUUUGACAUUUUGAGUGUUUCAAGAAGUGAUACCUUUCCUGUAGUUUAUGUUUGGGCAUUUGCAGCAGCCAUAGAGGUUCCGACCCGCUUCUUUGAGCUUUGGGUUGGAGAUGACGGUCAGGACUGGCUGUCUGAAUGUUGAGCUGAUGCUUCCCAGCUGUGGUUUGUGGAUUUGGGGUUUGUUGAGCGUCCUUCUGCUGGCGGGUCAGUCCGAAGCGUGUCCUCCUCACUGUUCCUGCACAGGCACCGCUGUGGACUGCCAUGGACUUGCCUUCAAAAACAUGCCACGAAAUAUACCAAAGAACACAGAACGACUGGACUUGAACUCAAACAACCUCACACAUAUUGGCAAGGAUGACUUUGCUGGCCUUAAGCACCUCCGAAUUUUGCACCUCAUGGAUAACCAGAUUGUCACUAUUGAUAGAGGAGCCUUCAGUGACCUGAAGGAGUUGGACAGACUGCGUCUCAACCGAAACCGUCUCCAGCAACUCCCAGAGCUCCUGUUCCUGAAAAAUCCCGCUCUUUCCAGACUGGACUUAAGUGAAAAUGCCAUCCAGAUGAUACCUAGAAGAGCAUUUAGAGGAGCCACGAACAUCAAGAACUUACAGCUGGAUAAGAAUCACAUCAGCUGCAUUGAGGACGGAGCGUUUCGUGCAAUGAGAGUCCUGGAGGUCCUCACACUGAACAACAAUAAUAUCAGCACCAUCACCAUUUCCAGCUUCAAUCACAUGCCCAAGUUACGUACCUUCCGGCUGCACUCUAACAGUCUGCGGUGUGACUGUCAUUUGUCAUGGCUGUCUCAGUGGCUCAGACAGAGAGCGACGCUGGGACUUUACACUCAGUGCAGUGCACCACCCAACCUACACGGCCUCAACCUGGCCGAACUGCAGAAGAAAGACUUCACAUGCUCCGGUGUUUUUGAUUCCGGUCCUCAGCCCUGUGGUCUUGCGUCUGGUUCCUGUCCGCCGAUGUGCUCCUGCACAAACAAUAUCGUGGACUGCAGAGGAAAAGGUCUGACGGCAAUUCCAGCCAACAUGCCUGAAGGCAUGACUGAGAUACGACUGGAGCAGAACGGUAUAAAGUCUGUUCCUCCAGGAGCGUUCGCCUCCUACAAGAGACUGCGCAGAAUUGAUUUGAGUAAUAACCAAAUAUCUGAAAUCGCCCCCGAUGCGUUUCAAGGCCUGCGCUCACUCAACUCACUGUAAGUGUGCAUUUAUAAUCCAUUCACUCUCAUUGUGCCUCAGACAUUGUACGAUAAAAUCGUUCUGCUAGAAAUGUUGAUACUAUUAAAUGCCAAUAAAAUCCACUGUGUUCGCAUCAACGUCUUCCAGGAUCUUGAGAACCUGUCUCUAUUGUCUCUGUACGACAAUAAGAUCCAGACUCUAGCCAAAGGCACAUUUACUCCGCUGAAAUCUAUCCAGACUCUUCACUUAGCUCAGAACCCAUUCGUCUGUGACUGUGGUUUGAAGUGGCUGGCGGACUUUUUGCGCUCCAACCCAAUUGAGACCAGUGGCGCACGAUGCUCCAGUCCUCGACGGCUUGCCAACAAACGCAUCAGUCAGAUCAAGAGCAAGAAGUUCCGCUGUUCGGCCAAGGAACAGUACCACAUUCCAGGCUCAGAAGACACGCGUUUGAAUAAGGACUGUAACAGCAAGCCUGUUUGUCCACCCAAAUGUCGCUGUGAAACUACUGUGGUGGACUGCUCAAAUUUAUGCCUAACCAAGUUCCCAGAGCACCUUCCGAUAUCUACAACUGAACUACGUCUCAAUAACAAUGACUUGUCAAUCCUGGAGGCAACAGGACUCUUUCGGUCCCUCACACAUCUCAAGAAAAUAAACCUUAGCAACAAUAAAAUCACUGAGAUUGAGGAUGGAGCUUUUGAUGGUGCGUCGUCUGUAAUUGAACUUCACCUGACCGCCAACCACCUGGUGUCUAUACGUGGAGGAAUGUUCCGGGGAAUGGACGGAUUACGCAUGCUGAUGCUGAGGAAUAAUCGCAUCCGUUGCAUCCACAACAGCAGCUUCUCAGGCCUGCAGAACGUACGUCUGCUCUCGCUCUACGACAACCAGCUUACCACCAUCAUGCCCGGAGCCUUCGACACGCUGCCAAACCUCUCCACCCUAAACCUUCUGGCAAACCCUUUCAACUGUGAUUGUCGUCUGUCCUGGUUGGGCGAGUGGCUGCGAUCUCGGCAGAUCGUGACGGGAAACCCUCGCUGUCAGAACCCAGCAUUCCUCAGAGAGAUCCCACUGCAGGACGUGGCAAAGCCGGACUUCCUCUGUGACAAGGCUCUGAUUGAAGACGAUGUGAGUUGUGUGCCUAAGCCGGCGUGUCCUGAGCAGUGCAGGUGUCUGGAUACAGUGGUGCGCUGCAGCAACAAGCACCUGUUGGCUUUACCCCGCGGCGUCCCACACAAUGUCACUGAACUAUACCUGGAUGGGAAUCUGUUUGUUGCGGUGCCUAAAGAGCUCUCAGCAUUCAGACAGCUGCAACUGGUUGACUUGAGCAACAAUAAAAUCAGUUUCUUGUCCAACUCUUCUUUUGCCAACAUGAGUCAGCUAACCACACUGAUCUUGAGUUAUAACGCGCUGCACUGUAUUCCUCCUCUGGUGUUUGGAGGCCUGUCCUCUCUCCGUCUGCUAUCUCUCCAUGGCAACAAUAUUUCUGAAUUACACCAGGAAGUCUUCAGAGACGCAGCGUCUCUCUCGCACCUGGCGAUCGGCGCAAACCCGCUGUACUGUGACUGUGGCCUGCGCUGGCUCUCAGACUGGGUGAAGAGCGGCUACAAGGAGCCCGGGAUCGCCCGCUGCGCCGCGCCGCAGGGUAUGGAGGGAAAACUGCUGCUCACAACGCCAGGCAACAGCUUCCAGUGCACAGGUCCUGUGGAUCCGUCCGUGUCUGAGAAAUGCAGCCCGUGUUCGUCGAGCCCCUGCCAGAAUCAAGGCCUGUGCCACAGCGACCCCGUCCUUCAGUACAAGUGCAGCUGUCCGCAGGGUUACAAGGGGAGAAACUGUGAGGUGUCUGUCAGCGCUUGUGAAGGCGGUCCAUGUGUGAACGGAGGAACCUGUCACAGCGACAAGGAUAGAAAAGGCUUCAGCUGCUGGUGUCCUGUGGGCUUCGCCGGUCAGCUCUGUGAGCUGGAUGUUGAUGACUGUGUGGAGAACGAGUGUGAGAAUGGCACCAUCUGUGUGGACGGAGUGGGAAACUACAGCUGCGUCUGCCCGCGCCCCUUCUCAGGCCAGAAGUGUGAAGAGUACGAGGAGGAUCUGUGUUAUCCCGGUCAGAAUCCCUGUCAUCGUGGGUCCACCUGCAUACCCACCGUCACCGGACCGAAAUGCAUCUGUCCGCCGGGUUUCGUGGGUGACGACUGCAGUGUGGAUUAUAAUGAAUGUGAGGGACAUUACUGUCAGAACGGAGCGCGCUGUGUGGAUCACGUGGCGGGAUACACAUGCGUCUGUCCUCAGGGCUACAGCGGUCGGCUGUGUGAAGUGUCUCUCCGGGCUCCUGCCGGCUGUGAGUUGUUGCUCUGUGAGAAUGGCGCCCCCUGUGUGGAGAGCGACGGUACUGCAGCGUGCCAGUGUCUGUCCGGGUUCGGCGGGCCGCGCUGCGAAAAGCUCCUCAGUGUCAACUUCAUCGACAGAGACUCUUACCUGCUGCUCACCGACGUCAAAAACCGGCCACAGACCAACAUCACGCUUCAGGUCUCCACAGCUGAAGAAAAUGGGAUUCUUCUCUACAACGGCGUCAAUGACCACAUCGCUGUAGAGUUACACGCCGGCCGUGUCAAAGUGACCUACGACGCAGGAGAUCCGCCGGGCAGCACCAUUUACAGUUCUGAAAUAGUGAACGACGGACGCUUUCACACCCUCGAGCUGCUGACUUAUGAGCGGAUGGUCAACCUUUCUGUGGACGGAGGGCUUCCUAUGACUCUGGACAGCUCGGGACACGUCCAGACCCUCACCAGAGACGCCCCACUAUACGUCGGGGGUAUGCCUGAAAACGCCCAGUCGCUGUCUUUCAACCAGUGGCCGCCUCUCAACGGCUCCAGUUUUCAAGGCUGCAUCCGAAACCUCUACAUCAAUAAUGAACUGCAGGACUUCACGCACACGCAGAUGAAGCCGGGAGUGGUGCCGGGCUGCCGGGCCUGUCAGGAGCUGCGCUGCGUGAACGGACUGUGUCAGCCGGACGCCGCCGCCGGGCCCGUGUGCCACUGUCAGCCGGGAUGGGCCGGCAAACACUGUGAUGCAGCCGCUACCAACCCCUGCCAGAAAAACAAGUGUUGUGUUCACGGCACCUGUGUCCCAGUGGACCUGCAGUCGUAUCGCUGCCAGUGUGCGGACGGGGGGCCCCUGUGCGCUCAAGAGGACGUGUCCGGCCCCUGUGUGGCGCUCUCAUGCCAGCACGGCUUCUGCGAGGUAUCACCGACGGGACAGGCGCAGUGCGUUUGUGACAGCGGCUACAGCGGCCAGUUAUGUGACACAGUGGCUCCGUGUCAGGGCGAGUCCGUACGGGACUUCCAUCGCGUGCGGCGCGGCGAGGUCCAGUGUCGCAGCACACAGCCGCUGUCCUGGGUGGAGUGUCGCGGCGGCUGCAGGCCGGAUUCGGGCGCAUGCUGCGGCGGCUCCAGAGUACGACGCAGACGCUAUAGUUUCGAGUGUGACGACGGCAGUUCCUUCACACAGGAAGUAGAAAAGACGGUCGAAUGCAGCUGUGGAAAGUGUGUGUAGUCAUCAGAGACCACAGAAGACAUUAAAGAGCAAAAAUAGUGUGCAUUUGUAUCUGUGGACCGUGACAUCUGUGAGGUAGCUUGAUGAACUGUUUAAGAAAAGAUAACCCUUUGCAUGUGAAUGAUGAAUUAUGGGUAUUUUGUGCGGUCAGAUGAGGAAUUAUUGAUAUCGAAAGUUAAAAUCUAACAAGUGGAACAUAGAUUUAAGAGUAUAGUUUAACGGACAGCAUGUUAUACAGGAUUUAUAGUAUUUAAUAUAAAUGUAAAAUAUUUCCUCAACAUUCAUUUUGAUUGUAAUAUAUAUACGGUUUUUAAUUUCCAUAUAGUAUUUUUGUAUGUUGAACACCGACAUUGGUGAUGUACAUUUUUUUUUACCUUUUAGUUUGUUUUUCUACCCACAAUUGUUUGACAAAGUAGUUUAAGCAGCUUCUUUUCAUUUAAUGCUGUCUCGUAAGUGUUUUUGUGUUUGCAAGCGUUUCUAUUUAUUUCAUUAAAGGUCUUUUUGCCUAUUAAAAAGGCUGGUUUUACCCUACAGUGUGUUUUAGUUUUUUAGGUAUUUUUAUGUGAUUUCUACCGAGCCCCAUGGAGAUAAAAAAAUAUGAGAUGGGAGAAAAAAAUUCUGUGCUUUUGCAUUCACUCACAAAUCUAUGUAAAGUAGAUACAAUACUAUUAUAGGUAUUGCGUUCCCCCGAUAAACUUUACGUUCACUCACAAAUACAUUGAAAUGUCGU